CUGAUACGGAGUCGGUGAAGGCGGCAUCGUUAUCGAUCAUCCCGACAUCCACAUAACACCGGGCUCUCAGUCGCAUCGUGUGAGAGUGAAACACCAUGACCAUUCGAAACACUCUCCGUGACCACGGCCAGCGCUAUCGACCGCGGAUGGAUUGUCUCAAAAAGGCAGAAAAAGUUCUGCUGGAGAUGCAGGAUCCAAAAUCCGGAGUCAAGUCGCAGCCACAGAGACUGGUCAUCACCACCAUACCACAUGCACUUACAGGUGAAGACAUCGUCACUUGGUUGGCAGAAAGAUUUCAAAUAAGCACAGAAGAGGCGAGAAAUUUUGGCUCCAUGCUGGUGGCGCUGGGCUACAUCUAUCCUCUUCAGGGACACAAACGUCUGGUACUAAAGUCUGAUGCGUCGCUGUAUCGCUUCCAGACGCCGUACUUCUGGCCGACGCAGCAGUGGCCAGUGGAGGACACCGACUACGCCAUCUAUCUUGCCAAGCGAAAUAUUCGGAAGAAAGGCAUCCUGGAGCUCCACGAGCAGGAGCAGUACAAUAGGCUCCACAAGUGGAUGAACCACAAGUGGGAUUUCAUCAUCAUGCAAGCCAAAGAGCAGUACAGAGCAGCUAAAGAGCGAAAGAAACCAGACCGGGUUGUGUUUGACUGUCAAGAGAGAGCCUACUGGGUGGUUCACAGACCUCCGCCAGGGACGGUGAGUGCAAUGGAUUAUGGACUGGAUCGCAGAGUAGAUCCAGCCAUAGAUGAGGCCAAAACACCAGACUUCUACCGACGACUCAUGAUCUUCACGCAGCAGUCCAUCAUGAGACCCAGAGUCAAGUCCUCUGUGUCUGUUGGAGCGAUGGUGAAAUAUUGCGCCACCUACAGUAGCCAUGACCCUUUUCUCUCCAAGUGUCUUCCCAGUAACCCCUGGCUGACAGAUGAUGUCACAUACUGGACUCUGAACAUGCCCAAUGUGGAAAUUCCUACUAAAAUGCGAGUUGAACGCUGGACGUUCAGUUUCGGAGAACUGCUUUCAGACCCCCGUGGACGGGACGACUUUAGACUUUUCCUUAAGAAGGAAUUCAGCGGUGAAAACUUGGCAUUCUGGGAAUGUUGUGAGGAUCUGAAGUGGGGCGCAGCAGCGACGAUGAGGGAGAAAGCCGAACAGAUCUACAAGACUUUCCUGGCCCGCGGCGCCCCCCGCUGGAUCAACAUCGAUGGGAAGACGAUGGAAGUGACAGUGAAAGGACUGAAACAUCCCCAUAGAUAUGUACUGGACGCAGCACAGACGCACAUCUACAUGCUGAUGAAGAAGGACUCGUACGGUCGAUACAUGAAGUCUCCAGUCUUCAAGGACACGCUGAAGAAGUCUAUCUUUCCUGAAGAGCACAAGUUCACUGAAGCCCAGUUGGAGCACAAUGCUAAGAACCGGCGGCCCAGUCUAAGUCCCAUCAUCCUCCAUCAGCGGGAGCAGGAGCAACGCGCCAAGCAAGCGGCCAGCGCACCUGUCGACAUCACGCAGGUUAUGAGUAAACUCAGCCGACAGAGCAAAGAGGCCCCUCCUCCCCCUCAACCUCCUAAAAAAUGAACUUGAGUUUUCAUAGUCUAAUUAUGUUAAUUUAAUCAGGUGUGUCCAGUUAGUUUUAUGUCAAACUGAACCAUUUUUAUUUGAAAUUAUCUGCUGAGAGUGAAAGAGUAGCAUGCUGACACAAGGAAGCAUCUCAUUGGAUUCAGAUUAGAGAAACAUAACGCAUUUAAACAGCAAACAGGGUGCUAUAAUGUUGAGAUAAAUAAGAAUAAGUAAAGCAUCUCAUAGUCAAAUUAAUACUUAGCACACAGCAUUAAUACUUAGCACAAACUUUUUUUUCCCACCGCUGUAUAUGGAUCCCUUCAGACACCCUGGGAUCCAACUCUUAAGCUUCGCCUUGCUCCACUGACAGCAUGACUCCUGCUUUCGAAUCUUCAGAAGUAUCUCAUCUGUCCAUUUGUUUUCACGACUGCUUUUGAUUCUCAUCUUGCAUUUGAGUUUAUUUCUCUGUCGUCUGUCACUGAGUUAAUAAAACAUCAACAAAAAAACUCACGUUAUCUGUUUGUCCCGAUUCUUUUUUUUGCUUGUUUUUGUUCACCUUCCUUAUCUUAUGUUUAUCUGAUUUGAAUUUUUCAUCUGUGAAUUUCAGCUCUUCUAUACCAACCUGCUUUGUCUCUGAAUUCGGAUUAUUGUUUCACUAUGGAGGAGUAAUUGUAAUAACCUAUACUAAUGCAUUUAGUUUAUUCAUAUCACCUAUCAACUCCCUUAUGAUAGAAUCAGUUGAACUUGUCACGCAAGUUCAGUGCCCUGCUGGAAACUACGGCUUCAGCUGGGGGCCGAUCAUGAGCUUGACCAUCUAGCUAGGUUUUUGACAGCUGGUGGAUCAGCAUCCAGCUACCUGCUCUGCUUGCGAGCUGCUUUAACAGCUGUUCUUGCCAUAGCCGUGAUUGGCUCAGUUUCAUACCAGCUGAGAUGAAUUACGACUUAGUCAAAAAUACAAGAUAUAGAAGAAUGAAAGAUGCAACAUUAUUACAGCCACCUGAAACUUGCCACAGUUAGGGUUCGAGUCAAGUCAAAUAAGCCUUUAAUGAUGAAAACAACUGGACAACAAGGCAGUGGAUGCAGAACAGCUCUUACAACAGUAGUUGCUCUUCAUUAUAUCCUUUCCAUUGCAUUAUGUAAAAUGCUCUGAGCAAUGAACACCACUGAGUGCAUGAUUUUUGUGUAUGUACAGUUCCAGGUUUUCACAUCCUCCAGUUGUUUUUUUUUGCAACAAGCUAGUCCUGAGUGUUAGAAUAAACCAAAAGUGCAGCAACACUGUCAGACAGUUUGAGACCAUAUACAUUUACCAAAACACCACCAUUAACCAUGUCACAAACCUAGGAUGUAAACAAUGUAUAUCCUGCUCUGAAGUUAUUCCUCUUCUGACCCCCUCUCCUUCCAUAAUAGUGCGAUCAAAGGGCCAAUGCUUUAGGUCAGCUUGCCUUUCACCCGCAUGUAUACACACCCACACACAUAUACACACCCACACACACGCACUAUCUUAGUGGGGAUAUUUCAUUGACUUUCAUGCUUUCCCCAGCUUUUAAAGCAGAACCUACCCAUCCAAAUCAAAUGGGUAACAUUAGCUAUUUUGAAUUCUUCAUCCUCAAAUUGAAGCUUAAUCUUGUGGGGGCCGGCAAAAGGUCCCCACAAAGACAUAAGGGCCCCACAAGGAGGUGAGUUUCCCAAAAUUAAUCUUCUCACUAGGAUAUGUAUCCUUAUACACUCACACACUCUUUGCUUACCUUACGUGAGGAGAAUAUGUCCCUUAUACAAGUCAUGGGUUUUAUUCCAUCUGAGACUUGACUUGCUACUUAAGACUUGACUUGGACUUGUUUCCAAUGACUUGACAAGUUAUUGCUCUCUUCGUUAUUGACAGAAUUAUUAAAAACAUAUUCUGCAUUGUUAUGUUUUUGAAGGUAUGGAUGUGAGCCAACCUGCCUGCCUGAAUGUAUGAUCAUGUGACGCACGCAUCAGUCUCACACAGUCUGAUGCACGAACCCACACAGUAUUCUCACUUCUACACACGCUCACACACACACAAUUUCUGAGUACUAGGCCUACAUAAUAUUAAAUUGACAUUUUUCUCUAUCUGACCUCCCUGAGGGAUG
Messenger RNA from Synchiropus splendidus (mandarinfish), 3667 nucleotides. RefSeq names its product regulator of G-protein signaling 9-like. Gene Ontology annotation, biological process: regulation of G protein-coupled receptor signaling pathway; intracellular signal transduction; G protein-coupled receptor signaling pathway. The coding region runs from base 96 to 1574 and encodes 492 amino acids. The record is from RefSeq and is a predicted model, not a curated record. Lineage: Eukaryota; Metazoa; Chordata; Actinopteri; Syngnathiformes; Callionymidae. The transcript has 17 exons.